This is a messenger RNA of Microthlaspi erraticum, 789 nucleotides long. The record is from the annotation of a GenBank genome assembly. NCBI's taxonomy places the organism in Eukaryota, Viridiplantae, Streptophyta, Magnoliopsida, Brassicales, Brassicaceae.
AUGACUAUUGGUUCCGCAUUCACCAAGCUUGCUGAUGUGAGAUCUUUCAAGUCAUCUUGGAAGGUUCGCGUUAAGGUUCUUCACUCCUGGAGCCAGUUUAGCGGCAUGUCCGGUGAAACAAUGGAGCUGGUUCUCGCAGAUGAACAUAAGAAGGAUAUAGGCCACUUAUCAAAUGAGUUGCAAGAUGGGGAAUGGAAAGUGUUGGAGAACUUUACCUUAUCUCCCGCAACCGGACAAUUUCGACCAAUUAGUAGCAAGUGGAAGAUGUCGUUGUUUAUGAACAUGGUGGUUCUUGAUGUGAGUGAGAUCAGAUCUGUCCCGGUACCUGAGGCAGAAGCUUUCAUGCAUGGUUUUCCAGAUGAUGGUGCGAUUAUUUUCAUCAAAGAGGAUGAUCAAGAGAAAGUUGAGAAAUUCAGGAUUUUCUGCAAAGUUUAUGGAAUAGAUACGGACUGGGGUUGGUACUAUUUCGGAUGUGGAAAGUGUCAAUACAGAUUUACCAAAGAUCUGAAGAAGGAAGCACCCACCAAACCACGUCCCAAUGUACCUAUAUGGUACUGCGACAGAUGCAAAACAAAUGUCAAAAUCUUGUCACUAAAGUUCAAGCUGCUCCUUCUGGUUGAGGAUGAGACAGCGAAAAGGUCUAUUUGGAGCACUAUGGAGCACUUGGGACGUGAGGAGCAAGGAAGGACAUUGUGCUUGGAGCUCAGCUUGACCGCGCAUGCUCAGAUGAAGAAGGAAGCCGCCUUGAAGCCAGCUCGACCAACCCGCGCGACCAACUGGUCGAGCUAG